AUGCGUUCUAUCACACUUUUGGCCGCACUAGCCACCAACGCUCUCUCAAUCGCGCUCCCGUGGCAAUCCGCCACAGAUGCAACCAGCGGAACCCAGCUCCCUCUUGUGAUCUGGCAUGGUCUGGGCGAUGACUUCGAACGCGAAGGGCUCACUCAAGUUGCCAAACUAGCCGAAUCCACCAACCCCGGCACAUACGUGCACCUCAUCCGACUGGCCAACGAUGGCAGCGGAGACCGCUCCGCAACCUUCUUCGGCAACGUAACGGAGCAAAUCGCCCAAGUCUGCGAGCAACUCGCCGCGGACCCAAUCCUCAGCACGGCGCCCGCCAUCAACGCGCUAGGCUUCUCGCAGGGUGGCCAAUUCCUACGCGGGUACAUCGAGCGCUGCAACUCCCCACCCGUCCACAACCUCGUCACAUUCGGCAGCCAGCACAACGGCAUCUCGGCGUUUGAGUCGUGCGCCUUCGACAACUGGUUCUGUAAAGGGGCCGAGCAACUACUACGAUCGGGACGGUGGACGAGCUUUGCGCAGUCGCGCGUCGUGCCGGCGCAGUACUUCCGCGACCCGGAAGAGCUGGAUUCGUACCUCGAGCACAGCAAUUUCCUGGCGGAUAUCAACAAUGAGCGCGCGGUCAAGAAUGAGACGUACAAGAAGAAUCUGGCGUCGCUGAACCGGUUUGCGAUGUUCAUGUUUGAGGAGGAUACUGUUGCUGUUCCUAAGCAGAGUGCUUUGUUCUCCGAGGUUAAUACCACUAGUGGCGAGGUGACGCCUCUGCACGAGAGACCGAUCUACAAGGAGGAUUGGUUGGGGCUAAAGCAGCUUGAUGAGCAGGGGAAGCUGGACUUCAAUACUGCCCCAGGACAGCAUAUGCACCUGUCUGAAAAGACCCUGCGCAAGGCUUUUAGUCAGUACUUUGCUCCGCUGGAGAAGUCGCGUCCUUCGGCAGCAGGUCUCCUUGUGCAGCGCGGCCUUUGA
Messenger RNA from Penicillium samsonianum, 975 nucleotides. Its product is annotated as palmitoyl-protein thioesterase family protein. The coding region runs from base 1 to 975 and encodes 324 amino acids. The record is from RefSeq and is a predicted model, not a curated record. Gene Ontology annotation, cellular component: lysosome. Lineage: Eukaryota; Fungi; Ascomycota; Eurotiomycetes; Eurotiales; Aspergillaceae. Gene Ontology annotation, molecular function: palmitoyl hydrolase activity; thiolester hydrolase activity. The transcript has a single exon.